UUUCGCCAUCGCAUUCUAAAUAUCCAAACCAUACUCGAUUCCACCAAACAACCACUCACGCCUCAAAGAGCACACAAACACAAGCAACUAUGUCACGCCUUCUCCCCCGCCGCAUCCUUCUAACCCCCCUCCGCACAACCCGCUUCUCCUCAACCUUCCAAACCCGCCCAUCACCACCAAAACUCCCCGCCGACCAACAAGCGGAAUUCGAGCGUCUCCAGCGCGCAGCCUCCGUAUCAUCCGCCUUCCAGCCCGAAGGAACCACAGCCGCUGCCACCACGCCUGCCACGUCGCAGGUUCGUCACACGACUACGCCCGAAAAGACAGAUGAUGUAAAUAUUGGCUUGUUCCGUGGCGCGCCGCCUGAGUUUGAGGGUGAUACGAAUCCCAAGACUGGCGAGGUUGGAGGGCCAAAGAAUGAGCCUUUGAGAUGGGGCGGAGAGGGCGAUUGGUCUUACAAUGGACGAGUUACGGACUUUUAAAUGUCAUCGAAGCUGUGUCUACAAAAGGGAAAUUGGGUUCAACAUGUGGUGGCGACUGUACAAAAUUGUAUCAAAACUAGACGGGGCGGCUUAGACUCAAAGGCCAACGCCUUCUGAU
This is a messenger RNA of Fusarium oxysporum Fo47, 600 nucleotides long. Its product is annotated as succinate dehydrogenase assembly factor 4. The record is from RefSeq and is a predicted model, not a curated record. Gene Ontology annotation, biological process: mitochondrial respiratory chain complex II assembly. Lineage: Eukaryota; Fungi; Ascomycota; Sordariomycetes; Hypocreales; Nectriaceae. The transcript has a single exon. Gene Ontology annotation, cellular component: mitochondrion. Bases 90 to 482 code for a protein of 130 amino acids.